GGUCCUCUGUUUGCACUCUCCCCUCCCGACACCAGCUCUCCCAGCACUUCCCUGCCUCCAGCAGCGCUGCCAGGGCCACAAGCAAUGGGGGCGCAGGCCUGGAGCGGGCCCCGGCCAGCCAGGAGGACCUGGGAGCAGAGCGGGGUAUGACGGACGACAUCUUCGACACCAGCUACCAUGAGAAGGAGGGCCCCAAGCCCGCCCGGCGCUACGUCUGGAGGAACAUCGUCCUCAUGAGCCUGCUGCACGCAGGGGCCUUGUACGGCCUGUGGCUGGCGCCUGCCGCCAAACCGCUCACCAUGGAAUGGGGUAAGCAGGGGGGCGCCCUCUCCCGGCCAGCCCCCAGGGCACAAGAGGGGCCAGUCCUUGCUGUGCUUCCCCAGGCCCCCUGCUGCAAAGCGAGACCUGCGCUGACAUUACGCGAGGUGCCUGGGGGCCUGUCGGGCUGGUUCCCUCCCAGCCAGCACCAGGCCUGCUGCCCGCUGAAUCCUGUUGCUGCUGGGAGACCCACACGCCCCGGGGGGACCCCACUGGCUCUGCAGAGCUGUGGGAUCCAGCGCCCAUGCCGCCUUCCCUGCCGCUUCUGGGACCCCAGUCCCGUCGGGUUCCUGUGUUUCUUGCUGAGCUUCCUGGGGGUCACCGCGGGCGCCCAUCGUCUCUGGAGCCAUCGGUCCUACAAAGCCAGCCUGCCCCUGCGGCUUCGGGUCUUUCUGGCCUUCCCCACCUCCUGGGCUUUCCAGAACGACAUCUACGAGUGGGCCCGGGAUCACCGCGUCCACCACAAGUUCUCCGAGACCAAUGCCGACCCCCACAACGCCACGCGGGGCUUUUUCUUCUCCCACAUCGGCUGGCUGCUGGUGCGCAAGCACCCCGACGUCCUGGAGAAGGGCAGCAAGCUGGAGCUGGCCGACCUGAAGGCCGACAAAGUGGUGAUGUUCCAGAGGAGGUUUUACAAGCCUUCCGUGGUGGUUAUGUGCUUCCUGCUGCCCACCCUGGUGCCCUGGUGCUGCUGGGGGGAGUCUCUGUGCAACAGCUUCUUCCUCCCCGCCAUCCUGCGCUACGUGCUGGUGCUGAACGCCUCCUGGCUGGUGAACAGCGCCGCGCACAUGUUCGGCAACCGGCCCUACGACCGGACCAUCAACCCCCGGGAGAACCGCUUGGUCACGCUGGGGGCCUUAGGGGAAGGGUUCCACAACUACCACCACACCUUCCCCUACGACUACGCCACCAGCGAGUUCGGCUGGCACUACAACUUCACCACGGCCUUCAUCGACCUCAUGUGCCUGCUGGGGCUGGCCAGCGACCGCAAGAAGGUCUCCAGGGAGGUCGUCCUGGCUCGGAAGAUUCGUACCGGCGACGGGAGCCACAAGACUGGCUGAGGGCCCGUACCCCGCCCCUGCCCUCCCCUCCCCCCGCAAGCUGGGCGCAGGGUUUCUGUUCUAGUUACUAACAACUGAGCUGUCUCAGGCGCCGAUGGAUUUUAACCGCCUCCCGCACGGCGUCUGAAACGAUGCACGUCCGGCCCGUAGCUGCCCCCUCCCCCCGCCGCUCGUUCCACCUCCGGCUUUCCUCCAGGCUUCGUUCGCUCCCCGGCUCUGCCUCUGGGCAGGGAGCUGGCGACAGCCGGGCUGGAGGAGAGGGGAGCCAGUACCAGCCGGCCAAAGUCAGGGUGUCUCUAGAAACUCUCCAUGCCCCCCCGCCCCGGGCUGCUGACCCUGAGUGGGGCCCAAGCAGCACAGGCCUCUGCCAGGGACAGCAGCCAUGUCCCCGUCCUCGCUAGCAACAGGGGGCCAGGCUGUCCGUGGGCCCGCUGUAGGCACAGGCAGGUGCUGCAGGGCUGGGACCAGCGACCCGCCAGCUGCAGAACAUGGCGACAGGGCGCUCGCCAGCUGCCUUCUUGCCUUGCUGGCGCUUCUGGGACCGACUCGGGCUGGGCAGCGGGAGGCCAGGCCAUCCUGGGAGAUGAGGGGCGUGCUCCAUGACACUGGCUGGGGCCCGGAGGCGUGGAGCCCUGGCUGGCAUUUCCCAGGAAGCCGGGGGGCAGGCGUGGGAAGGCGGCGGCACGGAGCCCCGGGAGCCUGGUGUCGAUGCAGACGGGCUCCCUGCAGCCAGUUCCCACCUACCUGCUAGAAUCUGACACCAAACCAAGGGCCGUGGAGAGGGGAAAACCGGAGAAAGUUCGAGGGGCCCAGCCCAGAUGCUGUGGGAUCUCUUCCCUCCUCUCCCCCAUACCUGGGGGGAGCCACCUCUGCUGGGCAGCUCCAGGCUGGGCAUGGAGCCAUGGGCAGGGGCUCAGUCACCCCCCAAAGUAAAUCAGAUGCUGGGGGGCUAAAGCAUCUUGCGUGUGCCGCUGCUGGGGCCCAUAACGCCCCCAGCCCUGCGGGGUGAGAGCAGGCCGGCUGGGGGCCGGGCUGCAGACAGGCCCGUCCCGGCCGGCCCCAGGUGCCCGCUGCCCAGCACUGGGCAGGGAUGGGGCCUGGUCUCGCUGCUCGGGACAGAACUGCCCAGAGGCUUCUGCCAAGCCGGCUGCGCUGGCGGCCGCCCAGGCAACGGCCCGCAGUUCUUCCCACGCGCAUGAUCUGGCAAGCUGCGUGAUGUAACCUGCCGAUCAGCUGCGUGACCCAACAGGCAGCAGCCCCGGGAGGAAAGCAGGGAGUCCUGGGCGCUGCCGCGGAGCAGCCCCAGCAAGCGGAGCGGAAGUAACCAAACAGGACUGCUGUUGGGCGGGAGCUUGGCGUGCAUCUCUGGUGCCUUACGCCCUUCACUAUACAUAGGAGUAUGACAGCUAGUUGCAGGGUGUUAUUUUUCUUUCUCUGAUGUAUUAUGGAAACUUAAUUAUUAAUUAUUUAAUUGCCAUCGUGGCGAUGUGGGUGCUUCUGAAUGGACUGAGUUAAUUUGCUGGAUGAAGGAAUUGUUGCAUCACUGUCAACAGGCCCUUGUUUGCUUUGCAUUUUCCUUCUGUGGCAUGUUGGCCUCCUAGGUGCGUUCUCUGGGUGUAGCUAAAGUGCGGCAGGGCGAGAGGUGGGCGUAGACAAAGCACCUGCAUGCCUGUGGCUGGAGCAGCAGGCUUCCAAAGCUUUGCCACUGACUCAGUGUGAGGUCUAAGUCCAGUCACUUAACCUCUGCUUCCCUCUCUGAAACUAAUACUUGUGAAGCCUUGUGAGAUCCGGCUGUGGAAGGCCUGGUGUGCACGUGAGGGGUGGUGGUGGUAGCAAAUGACGGGCUUGUAAACAGGAUUAUCAGCCCCUCUGGUAUCCUGGGGACGGGACUUGUGGGUGUUGGCUAAGUAGCAAAGGGUUGGACGGCUGAGUCUGUGCAUUGUCUAAGCUGUGUUGCUAUUGAAAUGUAUGUGUGGGAUGCAGUGUCCCCGCAUUGGAGGCUCUCCAUGUUUUGUCUACUGAAAAUGUUUUGAAAUAAUUUCUACUAAUCUGACUCAGGCGGCGGAUUGUGCUGACCUGAACCGGUAUCUGUUCGUAAUAAAAGUUUCCUUUACAACUCGA
Messenger RNA from Pelodiscus sinensis (Chinese soft-shelled turtle), 3500 nucleotides. NCBI's taxonomy places the organism in Eukaryota, Metazoa, Chordata, Testudines, Trionychidae. The record is from RefSeq and is a predicted model, not a curated record.